AUUAAAGUACGAACGUCGCGCGUUCGUCAGACAAUUGUUGGGUGAUCGAUGACUGUGUAAGAAGCGUUUAGCCGUACUCUCUUAUCUAAAAGCUCUGACGAAGGCAGCCUUCUAUACCAGUGCGUAUAAAGGUUGCUUCUGAGGCGAACGAUCCGCCACGCAUCCAUCCAGCCAGCCAGACUCCUCGACUCAUUAUUUUCGCUUUCCUGAAACUACAUAACCUCUUCACCCGAUUUCGUAAUCGAACAAUGAAGCUGUUUUGCGUCUUCCUCAUCGCCCUGGCCUGCGUCAGCGGUACAUUCGGAGAUGGGCUCAAGUGUACACUUAAACUUGCCGAUAUACCAACAUCAUGGAUAGACAUGGUUGAUCCAUGCAUAAAAGUCAUGGAAUCUCAAGUCAAAAUCGAAAUCGAAGCAGCUAUGAGAUAUCUCGCAAUGGGCGCUCACUUUGCACGCGAUACUAUUAAUCGCCCAGGCUUUAGCAAAUUCUUCCUUGAAAGCGCAGGCGAAGAGAGGGAGCAUGCAAUAAAAAUCAUCGAAUAUUUGCUAAUGCGUGGACAACUUACAAAUGAUGUUAGCAAACUUCUUAAGUUUCCCUUGAAUAGCAACAAUACGCAUCCAAUACGCCAAGAAUGGAAUAGCGGAGAAGAAGCUCUCGCUGAUGCUUUGAAAUUAGAAGCGCAAGUCACUCGUAGUAUCCGCGAUAUUAUCAUAAAUUGCGAAAAUCCAAAGACAUAUUCUUUCAAUGAUUAUCACUUGGUGGACUACCUCACUACAGAUUUCUUGGAGGAACAACAUAAAGGACAACGCGACCUCGCAGGUAAAAUCUCAACUUUAGGAAAAAUGAUGCAAGCGCACGGACAGUUGGGAGAAUUUUUAUUUGAUAAAAAAUUGUUGAAUGGUGAAAUCUAAGUUUUGAUGAUCGAAAUAUGUUUAACUCGAAAUACUCUUUUAUAUAAAUAGAUGUUUAUAAAAAAUCGUGAUGGCCAUAUUUAGAAUAUAUAUUAAUACAUCGUAACAUUAUUAAUUUACAUUAUUGCUACUAUGCACAUUUAUUUAUAUUUUAUAUGAAUAAUGUGUAAUAAUUUUUAUAUAGAAUGUUUUUUUCUAAACAUGGCUUGAAAUAUUAUAAGAGUAUGUCGAGUAAAAUUUAAAAUAUUUGUUAAUUCAUAAUAAAAAAAUAUAUUAUCCUUGA
Molecule: messenger RNA, 1194 nt
Organism: Formica exsecta
Lineage: Eukaryota; Metazoa; Arthropoda; Insecta; Hymenoptera; Formicidae
Gene: Fer1HCH
Product: ferritin subunit
Exons: 5
Coding region: 249-911 (220 amino acids)
Biological process (GO): intracellular iron ion homeostasis; iron ion transport
Cellular component (GO): cytoplasm
Molecular function (GO): ferrous iron binding; ferric iron binding
Source: RefSeq, a predicted model, not a curated record